Molecule: messenger RNA, 2400 nt
Organism: Camellia sinensis
Lineage: Eukaryota; Viridiplantae; Streptophyta; Magnoliopsida; Ericales; Theaceae
Product: putative CoA ligase CCL6
Biological process (GO): cutin biosynthetic process; wax biosynthetic process; fatty acid metabolic process
Cellular component (GO): endoplasmic reticulum; membrane
Molecular function (GO): long-chain fatty acid-CoA ligase activity
Source: RefSeq, a predicted model, not a curated record
GCUCUCUAACCAACUCUCUCUUUUCUCUCUCUGAGUGGAGUGUGUGUGUGAAACUAAGCAAAAUUUCAACAAAACAGAUUCAUGAAAGCUAUAUAGUACAUGGUAGCUAAAGCACUUUUUGAGGAGGUGAUCCAUUUUGUAUUUUGAUAAUUUAGAACCCAAAAAAGUCUAUUAAGUUUGAGAGAAUGUCGAUUUAUACAGUGAAGGUGGAAGAAUCGACUCCGGCGACCGAUCAAAAGCCGUCGGCGGGGCCUGUGUAUCGCUGCAUUUAUGCAAAAAACGCUCUCAUGGAUCUCCCACCCGGGCUGGACUCGCUCUGGGACUUCUUCAGUAGUUCUGUUCAGAGGAACCCCAAAAAUCGUAUGCUGGGUCGUCGUCAAAUCAUCGACUCAAAGGCGGGUCCGUAUGUUUGGUUCACAUAUGAGGAGGCUUAUGAUGCUGCUCUUCGGAUUGGUUCCGCAAUCCGGAGCCGCGGCCUCAAUCCUGGUGACCGGUGCGGUAUAUAUGGAUCCAAUUGCCCCGAGUGGAUAAUCUCCAUGGAGGCUUGUAACAGCCAUUGCAUAACCUAUGUACCACUGUAUGACACGCUCGGUGCAAAUGCCGUGGAGUUCAUCAUCAACCAUGCCGAAGUUUCCAUAGCUUUUGUUCAAGAGAACAAGAUACGGGCUAUACUAACAUGCCUCGCAAGGUGUACUUCACAUCUAAAAACUAUUGUCAGCUUUGGGGAGAUUUCGAGUGGGCAAAAGAAGGAAGCUGAAGACCUCGGUGUAUCUUGCUUCUCUUGGAAAGAAUUUGCUCUAUUGGGAAAUUUGGAUCACGAGCUUCCCAAAAAACAGAGAAGUGACAUCUGCACGAUAAUGUAUACGAGUGGAACGACAGGAGAGCCUAAAGGUGUUAUUUUAACUAAUGGGGCUAUCAUGGCAGAAGUUUUGUCUACAAACCAACUACUAUUAGAAACUGUCGAAGCGGGAACAGAAGAAGAUACAUAUUUCUCAUUUCUUCCCUUAGCCCAUAUAUAUGAUCAGAUAAUUGAAACCUAUUGCAUCUACAGCGGUUCUUCAAUAGGAUUUUGGCAAGGAGAUGUCAGAUAUUUGACUGAGGACAUUGUUGAACUGAAACCAACGAUGUUUUGUGGGGUUCCUAGAGUUUAUGACCGGAUAUACACAGGUAUAAUGGAGAAAAUCUCAGCAGGAGGAGCAUUGAGGAAGACACUGUUUCAAUAUGCGUAUAAUUACAAACUGAGGAAUCUGGAGAAGGGAUUGCAGCAAGACAAAGCAGCUCCUCUCUUGGACAAGCUCGUCUUUGAUAAGAUCAAACAAGGAUUAGGGGGACGAGUUCGUAUUCUAUUAUCUGGGGCUGCACCUUUGCCAAGACAUGUGGAGGAGUUUCUGAGGGUGACAUGCUGCUGUGUCUUAUCGCAAGGAUACGGUCUUACUGAAAGCUGUGGUGGAUGUUUUGCAUCCAUAGCCGAUGAGUUCUCCAUGAUGGGAACAGUUGGAGUCCCUAUGACAACCAUCGAGACAAGGCUCGAGUCAGUGCCAGAACUGGGAUACAAUGCACUUGCCAGUGUGCCACGCGGAGAAAUUUGCCUCAGGGGGAAAACCUUGUUCUCUGGCUACCACAAGCGGCAAGAUCUAACUGAAGACGUGUUCAUGGAUGGGUGGUUCCAUACAGGUGACAUUGGAGAAUGGCAGCCUAAUGGAGCAAUGAAAAUCAUUGACAGGAAAAAAAACAUUUUCAAGCUGUCUCAAGGGGAAUAUGUUGCUGUGGAAAGCAUUGAAAGCACAUUCUUGCAAUGCCCUCAUGUGACAUCUAUUUGGGUCUAUGGCAACAGUUUCGAGUCCUUCCUUGUGGCCGUUGUGGUCCCCGAUAGAAAGGCACUCGAGGAAUGGGCGGUAAACAAUAAUGAAACAGGAGAUUUCAAAUUAUUGUGUGCAAGCUCAAAGGCAAGGAAGUACAUUUUAGAUGAACUCAAUAGCACCGGUCAGAAAAACAAGCUUAGAGGUUUUGAAAUGUUGAGAGCAGUUCAUUUGGAGCCUUAUCCUUUUGACAUUGAAAGGGAUCUGAUAACUCCAACAUUUAAACUGAAGAGGCCACAGUUGCUGAAAUACUACAAGGACCGCAUUGAUCAGUUGUACGAUGAAGCCAAGGGAAAAAAGGAAUGAAAGCGGUGCGGGAAUGAUAUAUAGAGACGAGUAACAUGCUUUGCAGAAUAUGAUUUCAGUGAGGCAUAAGUUGAUAUAUUUCCCCCUGGAAACUUUGGAGAUGUUUAUUCUUGUUCAUGGUUGUGCUUAAUUUAAUAUUUCAUUCAAGUUUGUCGGAUUAAUCUUGUGUUUGCGAUCAUAAAUGAAUAUGAUUUCAUAAUUGGCAAUGGAUAUGGAAAGCCUUAGUUAUUUGCAA